Messenger RNA from Mercurialis annua (annual mercury), 638 nucleotides. RefSeq names its product photosystem I subunit O. Lineage: Eukaryota; Viridiplantae; Streptophyta; Magnoliopsida; Malpighiales; Euphorbiaceae. The transcript is spliced from 4 exons. Bases 61 to 516 code for a protein of 151 amino acids. The record is from RefSeq and is a predicted model, not a curated record.
UCAGCUCAACUCUCAUCUUCUUCAACCAGAACUUCCACAACAUAAUUUACUGUAACAAAAAUGGCAGCAGCAUUUGCCACCGCCUCAUCCGCCGUCAUUGGCUUGGGCAGCACCUCACUCUCCACCCCUUCUCGCAUUUCAUCUCCCAACAACGUCUGCCUUGCCUCCGGGUUUGUGAAGUCGCCGGUAACAGCUAGAAAUCCAUUGAGGCAACUAGCUGGGGCUAAUGGAGGGAGAUUCAUGUGCUUUGAGAGAAAUUGGCUGCGCACGGACUUGAAUGUGAUAGGAUUCGGGCUGAUUGGAUGGCUAGCACCAUCCAGCAUACCCGCAAUCGACGGCAAGAGCUUGACCGGCCUCUUCUUCGACAGUAUCGGAACUGAACUUGCUCACUUCCCCUCCCCUCCUGCCCUUACUUCUCAGUUCUGGUUAUGGCUGGUUACAUGGCAUUUGGGCUUGUUCAUCUGCCUCACUUUCGGACAAAUUGGCUUCAAGGGCAGGACUGAGGAGUACUUCUAAUUUAAAUAAUAAUUAUUACUUUUCAAUGUUUGUAUGAUAGUUUCUGCUGUAUAACUCGCUUUCCCAUCUUCUUCCCAUGAUGUAAAAUACUGCUGUUAUUGUCAUCUAUUUUUCUUUUCUAA